GGCUUGGACGGGAAGAGAAUCAUUGGAGGUGAAGUGGUGACGCCUCACUCCAUCGAGUAUCAAGCCUCGCUCCGGUACAGCAACUCCCACUUCUGUGGCGGUACCCUCAUCCACCCACAGUGGGUGGUGUCUGCUGCCCACUGCUGGAGGUUAAAAACCUUGUCUCUGUGCUCUUGUAGGAGUAACAGGUUACAAGUGGUCCUGAGUGAGCACAAUCUAGUCAAGGAGGAGGGAUAUGAGCAGAUAUUCAACGUCUCUUUGGCCAUCAAACACCACGAUUACAGUUACUGGACGCUUGACAAUGAUAUCAUGCUGCUUAAGUUGGAGCGUCCAGCUAUCAUCAAUGCCAACGUCAGGCCGAUACGUCUGCCAGACCAGAACUCACCCCCACUGCAGGACUUCAGUCAUUGUACAGUCAGUGGCUGGGGCGUGACCUGGGUCUACGGGCGAGUGCUGUCAUCAGAGCUCAGAUCUGUGGAUGUGGAGCUGUACACCAGCUGCUGGAAAUUCUACUACUUCAGGAGCACGACAAACAUGAUUUGUGCCGGCUAUCGUUACGGAGGGAGAGACUCCUGCCAGGGGGAUUCAGGAGGACCUCUUGUUUGUGAUGGAAAAUUUGAAGGCAUCGUAUCGUGGGGCAUCAGCUGUGCGAUUUCUUACUACCCCGGCGUCUACACCAAAGUCAGAAGCUACCUCUCUUGGAUCAAACGGGUUACACAGUACAACUAAUGAGACUCUUAAUGACUGGUUCAUAGAAGACUCUGCUAUGAUGAAUAUUUGAAUGGAUCCUAAUGGACCCAACAGCUUUAAUGUUUUGUCUUUUAUCUAGAACUUUUAAACAAAUGUAAAUAUAUUCACUAAAAUUAAAUUACUUGGAUUUUACACCCCUGAGUGUAAACUUGGAAUCUAUCAACUUACACCUUGUGUUCAAAAUCUGAUUGAAUAUCACUCGGAGAUUCGAAUUAGUAUAAAAAAUAAACCAAGUUUGCCAUAUCUGUUUAACUACAUUCCUUUUGUAUCUUCUAGUUAUUAUACCGUGUUUUUUAGAAGUGAAGUUAAAUUGUCAUAGAUUCUGGAUUACAUUAACUUCUGGCUUCAUUUUGCUCUUUGAAAUCCUUCAUUUCUCCACUGGUCAGAAAAAGCUGAACUUAAAAGUAUAGAUGCAACUUUUCUCAGACUGACUCCUCUGUUUAUGGAUCAUAAUACGCAAUAGAGAAGGAUCAAAAUCAAUAAAGAAAACUGUUUUUG
Molecule: messenger RNA, 1248 nt
Organism: Acanthochromis polyacanthus (spiny chromis)
Lineage: Eukaryota; Metazoa; Chordata; Actinopteri; Pomacentridae
Product: trypsin-like
Exons: 4
Biological process (GO): proteolysis
Molecular function (GO): serine-type endopeptidase activity
Source: RefSeq, a predicted model, not a curated record